Chiloscyllium plagiosum (whitespotted bambooshark) is the source of this 1981-nucleotide messenger RNA. The record is from RefSeq and is a predicted model, not a curated record. NCBI's taxonomy places the organism in Eukaryota, Metazoa, Chordata, Chondrichthyes, Orectolobiformes, Hemiscylliidae.
CUUGCAUUCCAAACAGCAUUCUACAAAGCAACCGUACAACCAACAGAUCAGAUCGAAGCUCUACAGUCCAGCCUCUCCAGUCAUGAAUGUCAUGGACAAUUACAAACUCACUGGAGGAGCAGGUUCUACAAAUAUCCCCAUCCUCAACGAUGGGAGAGCCCGGCACAUCACUCAGUCCAGUUGAUUUCCAGACAAAAAGCUGCAAUGAGCCAACAGGUCUCCCCCGAGCACCACGAGAGCUCUUUCCAAGGGGCAGCUUUGCCCCAUUUUGUGAAGAGUGUCUCCUCGCUCCUGCUCAUGCUCCGGAUCAGUGUCCGGGCUGGACUCCGGGAGCUGGAGGAUAAGGACGUGGCCAGGUUUAAGGAGGAGUUGGAGAUUGCUGAGAGAGAGGCGGAGCAAGCAGCGACAGCAGCUGAGGGUCUGGGCGAUGUGAUUGAUGGUGACUGUGAGAAACUGACCGUGGAGUAUGGCCAGGUGAGCGGAGAGAGGAAGAGGCUAGCCGCUAGCCUGCAGGAGAGCCAGAGCAAGCUGCGCUCCCUGGAGAUGGACAGGGAGCUGAUCCAGGGCCGCCUGCAAACUGCCAAGACCUCCCUGAGACAGGCCGAGGACACACUGAGGUCAGCAAGAGCCAAGGCUGGAGAGAAACAAACUGGCCGAGAUGUUGGCAUUGGACUGAGCUUCCUGCUGCCCUGUGUGGGUAUCCCUAUGGCUGUGGCCUUUGAGAAGGAACGGCAGUUGCGCAAGUCAGAGGUGGACAUAGCCUCUGACGAUCGGUCAUCUCUGAAAUCGAGCAUCAGCCAGGAUGAGGAGCAGCUGAAGCAGAUCAACAGCCAAGUGCCUGAGCUCUACAGCGACAUCAACGGAGUGACAGAGCAAUUGGAGGAGAGCAAGGCAGCUGAGCUGACCCUGAAGGAGAGCCGGGUGGAACUUGCCAAGCUCCAGGCCAGGAUGAGGACCUGCUGCCAGUAUCUGUCCACCUUCCAGGGGAAAGUCAAUGCUCUGAAGACGCAGAGUCAGCACAUGUACAACAUGAGGCCAUUACUGCCAUUCCUGGAGGAAGCUGCUGUCCAAGCUCAGCAAGUGCCAGACAACGAGCAACUCUUCAACAACAUCCAGGUUCACAAGGUGGUUGGGGAUCUGAAAACAUUGAUCCCCAAAGUAAAGGAUCUCCUGCUGUCCCAGGACAGCACUGACGACUACAUGAAGUAGCAAGUCCAUUCCAGACAUUCGGCUCGAGCUCCAUGUUAAUCUGCAGUCUCACUUUCACUUUCCAAUCCAUUUGCAGGCCACAAAAACCAUGGGGGCUGGGGGUUUAAAGGGGAUGUUUAUAAAGUCACAGCCAAGUCGCUUAGUUAGUUGGGCAAAUCCUGCUGAUGGGUCUGUUUAAUAGUCGCAUUGUUGAAUGACUAAUUCUUCAUCAUUGAGGCAUUGGGAGACCUCAAACAUUCCAAACAUCCUUCACUGUUUCAUACUGUAUAUUCCCAUCCUUCCAUCUCCACUCAUUGACUCCUAUUCCCGUUGUGUCCAGCUGUUAGAUUUGGAAUUGACCUUAGUUAAAAGCAGCUCUCUGUCUCUCCUGGGCACAUCCUCAUGACUCAGUGUGUGCUGUCUGUAAAGGCAGCUGUCCUCCUGUCAAUCAGGGCCAAUCCCAGGUUACUGAUUAUUUAUUACAAUGUUUAAAACAAUGUUAUUGUGAUUAAUUGUUCCUGCAGUCUCCAUUCAUUCCCUGCAGAACAGUGCUGGGUUAUUUGUCUGUGUUCAUUUUGGAUGCUUGUUUAUAGAGAGGGAGAUGUUGGGGGGGGGGGGGGUCUUGCUGGAUUGUGUGUGUUUGAGAAAACAUGGAGUUAAUGUAUUUGUUUGGUGAAGCAAAAAUAAACAUCAAGAGAUGAUAAACAUUGCUGUGAGUUGUUUCUAGGCCAUCAAACUGCAGUAGUGAUGUUGGACAUGGUACAAAUCAGACUUGUAUAACCCAGCUAAGACA